Messenger RNA from Hydra vulgaris (swiftwater hydra), 1590 nucleotides. RefSeq lists its product as uncharacterized. Gene Ontology annotation, cellular component: plasma membrane. The record is from RefSeq and is a predicted model, not a curated record. Gene Ontology annotation, biological process: G protein-coupled receptor signaling pathway. Gene Ontology annotation, molecular function: G protein-coupled receptor activity. Lineage: Eukaryota; Metazoa; Cnidaria; Hydrozoa; Anthoathecata; Hydridae.
CUCAAUUCUUUUGUCUUUCUAAAUUUUUGAAAUAACAUCAGAUGUUGUUUACAGCUUGAAUUCGUUUUCUUUUUUGAAAAAAAAAAAAAAUUGUCAAUAGUUUGCUUACUCGUAAGCAUUUUUAUGUUUUGAUAAAGAGUAUUUAUCUCAAGCAUGCUGAACGACUAGAGUAGUCACCAGAACGACUAGAGUAGUCACCAGAACGACUAGAGUAGUACUAGAGUAGCUUCUGCUUUUCUUAAGUUUGGUAUAUAAAACUCAAAACUUGAGCAAUAUUGAUGUUUGUUUACAAGAUAUACUAGAAAAAAAAAUGGCGGAUAAGAAAGAUUUAGUUUGCCAGUUGCAAUUUAGAGAUUCAGCAAAAUAUCCCAACAAUUUGUUUUUAAUUGCUAGUAUUGAAGUUAAUGUUAUUUUGACAUUAAUAUCUAACGCUGCAUUAAUUUUUGGCCUAUAUAACACAACAAGAAGCAAGAAGUACACUCGGAAUAAAAAACUUGUCAUGUUAUUAUCCGUUACUGAUAUAAUAAAUGCUUUGGUAGUUUCAACAUCACAAAUUGUAUUGCUUAAACGUGUCGAGUCUUGCGGUUGUUUAGAGAUCUCGAUUAUAAUUUUUUUUCGCUUUUGGUUUCUAGGUGUGACCUGUUCUAUUUUUCUUAUGAUAUGUUUGGAAAGAUUUAUUACAGUUGUAUACAACAACAAAAUAUGUGGAAUUUAUGUAAAAGAUUCGUACUCUGUUGGUUACCUUAUAUUUGUUGCUUUUGCUACAUUGAUUGCUGGUAUAUGUAACGGAUUUAUCUACGCAACUUUAAACUUAUAUUUACAUUUUUUAUUAUAUAUAGGAACUGGUAGUUUAGCGCUUAUUUUUCUUAUAAUGAUUGUAGUUACAAACGUUUUAAUGCUACACGGAGUUAAAAGUAACUUAAGAAAUCGUUCGCUGGAAUUUCAAAGAAACGCUGCGAUUGAAAACCACCUCACAAAAACUGUAGUAAUAACCUCACUCGCUCAUGUGUUUUUUUUUUGCCCUUUUAUAGCAGCGCAGUUCUAUAUGUCUUUUAUUGUUUCCAAAAAUGAAACUUCUCUUAUUUCUCCAGCUCAUAAGAUACUAAUGUGGACCGUUGUACUUAGGAAAUCAAGCUCAUGGUUUAACGCAACUAUUUAUACUUUAAGAAGCAGAAAAAUUUCAAAGUUAUACGUUUCUAAAAUAAAUUCAAUAUUCAGAAGUUGCAGUGGUAGAAGUAGUUUAACAACAAAGGAAGGGCUAAAAAAAAAUACAAACUUUAUCCUAAAAUUCAAUCGAAUAAGCAGGUAGUUGCAAUUUGAAAUAUUGUCUGUAUCUAAUAACUAUUGAAAAUUUGAAGACUAAAAUUUGAAAUAGUUAAUGUCAAAUAUUUUUAAAAUUUACUGCUCGUUAUUAAAAAUUUUUAAUUAUAUAUUUUUUAUAACGAAUGCAACUUUUGUUUGCUGAAUAACUUAGUUUUUUAAGUUUACCAAGCUCUUACCAAACUUUUACCAAAUUAUCUUAACAAACAUUAUUAAAACUUAUCACCAAACAUAAACAAAAUAUACAGAAGAGUUUAUAUAUAAAACGGA